Aspergillus sclerotioniger CBS 115572 is the source of this 887-nucleotide messenger RNA. RefSeq lists its product as uncharacterized. The coding region runs from base 1 to 627 and encodes 208 amino acids. The transcript has 3 exons. The record is from RefSeq and is a predicted model, not a curated record. Lineage: Eukaryota; Fungi; Ascomycota; Eurotiomycetes; Eurotiales; Aspergillaceae.
AUGGCAUCGGCAAGACUUCGCAGGGCAUUUCGCUACCCUAAUGAUUCAAAUGAUGACGAACAUGGCCGCGAGGAUCUGGACGAAGAAGGUCUGCGCUGUCAGCUCAAGCGGGAUAUUAGUUCGGAUGAUGAUACUGACGGUCUGACAGAGCAGGAACAAGUGAUCGACCGGUUGAGGGCGCUCAGUGAGAAGCGGAACUCAGAAUACAGUAUCAUAUUUGCUGUCAUCCCGCUGUUUUCUAUCUAUGCUUUCAGCGCUUCGUUUCUGUCAGGCUCCUCGGCCCUAUAUGAACGGUGCUUGUCCCUUCUUAGCGUUCUCUCGUUACUAGCCACGGCCUAUACCAUGAGGUAUUUUCCGCUUCAGCGCCCAGGUCCUAAGGGUAAGAGACCUAUGAUGAGAUCGAGUACUAUUUUCAGUAUUCAACGGUAUCUUUUGCCUCUUAAUACGGCUAUCUGCGUGUUCUUAGCCCUGAUCUACGUUAUGACGGAAUCAAGGCUGGAUAUCCAGCCCAUCAUGUACCUGGUACCGGGAGCAAUGUUUGCCACUGUCCUAGUCGCACGCAAAGUUAUGCUUUCCGUUGAUUUCAAGGCUCUUGAGAAUCUCCGCUAUGAGUACAAAGGGGCAUAGAACCCGCAAUAAUUUUAGAACACGCAUCUUGUUUACGUAGGGAUCUUGCGGACUACAUGUCCUCCAGUACAUGGACAAAAAGAAAUACUUAUCACACUUUCAAUCAGCCCAACUCCCCAAAUAGUACACUAGUGAGCCUUCAACUCAAAAUGAUGAAGCUGCUACAUAUUGAAUAUCUGAUCCCGAGUGCUUCCGCUGACACCAUUACCAAGUAACACCUACUCACUAUUCGCAAAAAUGAAAAGAAACACCGGACAUGC